AUGAGCUAACGAUCUUGUCCUACGAAGGGCACUUGACGGAAAGACUUAUACGUAGAACGGAGAAUAAGACUGACAAUAAAAUGGAAUUCCUAGAUCAUGCUUACACGAGCACCACUUAUGAUCACGUCAACCCGUCGGAAUUCACCUUUAAAAUGAAUUCAAAGGAAACUGAAGAGUUUGUGAAACUGAGAGUUUCAAAUAAAUACCUCUUCUCUGGAAAAAGGAACAGUUCCAUGUGGGCUUGGAGGGCCAUCCUUAAGCACAUGAACCUGCAUCAUAAAAUGACCCACAGUCAAGCAUCCAAAAAAUGGGAGAACUUGAAAAAGAAAUACAAGGUCCUAAAGAACCCUCCUGAUGGGGUCAAAGUGUUCCCUGAUAGUUGGCCUUAUUUCAAACUGAUGGAUGAUGCCAUGCUGGGUCGACUGGAAGGCAGUGCCCCCAUCCUCAAGUCCUUCCCUUUUGACAAAAACAAUGUUUUAUCAAAACCCCAGAAGAGGAAGCUUCCAGUGCCUCCAAACUUCUCUACAGCGAGUUUUGCAUGCGAGUCGGAGAUUGAGGUUUCCCUGAAUGGAGAUGAUGAUGGCGGGGAGGACGCUGUGCACGAGGGGAGCCAGGAAAUAGAUCGCCUGAUUCAAGAGGUGGACAAUGAGAGGGACAUGAUGGACAACGAGAGGCUGGUGAUGGAAAGGGAGAAACAGGUGAUGGAGAGGGAGCGGAUGGUGCUGCAGAGAGAGAGGGCCGUGCUGGAUCGGGAGAUCGCUGCUCUCGACCGUGACCGAGCCUCGCUGGACAGAGAGAGAGCGACGUUAGAGAGGGAGAAAGUGGUGCUGGAGAGAGAGAAGGCGUUGGUGGAGAGGGACAGGGACGCUGUGAGCCGGGACAAGCUGGCUCUGGAGCGAGAGAAAGCCAGAUUUGAGAGACUUUUUGCACACAAAGGGAGGACUGAGGAGGAGAGUACAGAGGACAGCAGCGCAGUAAAAGACUCGGAAGACAUGGGCAGGAAGGAGAGGUUCCUCAACUUGUUUGAGAAACUCAUAGAAAACUUUUGAUUCAUGUUUUCAGGGAAAAUUAAAGUGUUCUUGCACAAAACCUUCCUGCAUCAACUGAAUAAAAACACGCUACAGACUUCACCUUCAAGUUGUCAAUGAAAACGUUGAGCCACUCCUUGUUGGAGAGGUCUUCAAAACAACUUUAUUCACUUGUGGUUAUUCCAUACAGAGCACACAAUGGCAAGCUACUGUCAUUAAUCUUUACCCAUGAACAAAAUCAACAACCCCCCUCCCAAAUAAAACAUUAGUCUUCAUUUGAUCUACACAUUAGUCUUUGGUUUUGCCUCAUACGCACCUUUAAAACAUCACUUUUUGAAAUCUUACCUACCAAAUAUUGCAGUUCAUGUAAAAAAAUCUAGAAUAUAUAUUUUUAUCUUACAGUACAGACUUUACAACAAGUGAAUGUGUUUAAAUGCGUCUUUUAUUGCAUUAGAUACUCAAAUUUGCCUCUCAUUAAGCUCCAGCUUCAAUAGGUUUGCUAGUAUACAGUUCCAAAAAUGUUAGAUUUGUCAUUAAUAUUAAUAUUAUUUUUACAAAACAAACAUAUUUAAAAAAUAUUACUGGUUAUUUUUUGCCAGUUGCGAACAGACACUGAACAGAAACAUACAUGUGAGGGUUUUUAAUAAACAGAUGAAAUCUCC
Molecule: messenger RNA, 1690 nt
Organism: Cheilinus undulatus (humphead wrasse)
Lineage: Eukaryota; Metazoa; Chordata; Actinopteri; Labriformes; Labridae
Exons: 4
Coding region: 81-1049 (322 amino acids)
Source: RefSeq, a predicted model, not a curated record